AUGGCGACCCUGUAUCCUCCCCCCAGCAAGCGCCAAAAGCUAGUUCAGGCUGAUAAGGCCCGUGAGCAGCAGGAAAUUGAGAGUAUCCCGUCCGAUUUGGGUAGUGUUCGAGUUCAAUUCUUCGACCAGGCAACCGGGCAGCCCACCGGGCCUGCGGUCUCAGUCCCAGUCGCCGAUGCCAAUGUGAAGAACCUCGAGACUCUGCUAAACACAUUACAAGGAAAUGAGGAUGAUGGGCGAGUACCAUACCGAUUUGCCUACCAUUCUGAAAAAGAGGAACAAACGAUCGACAUUCUCCGCGAUGUGUACCACUCCCUACUCCAGCCCGGGAUCAAGACCACUGAAGAUACGGUAUCGCUCUUCUACACACCGCAGGCGGUUUUCCGAGUGAAAGCCGUUUCACGAUGCGCGGCCUCCAUCGCGGGCCACGGCGAAGCAAUUCUAGCAACAUCCUUCUCCCCAGUCUCGUCCUCUACCAUGGUCUCCGGAAGCGGAGACUCAACUGCUCGUGUCUGGGACUGUGACACUGGAACCCCGAAACAUACGCUCAAGGGCCACACUAGCUGGGUGCUGGCAGUCGCAUACUCGCCGAACGGCGCCAUGAUCGCGACCGGCAGCAUGGAUAACACCGUGAGGUUCUGGGAUGCAAAGCAGGGCACAGCACUAGGCGGAGGACUCAAGGGACACGCAAAAUGGAUCACGAAUCUGGCCUGGGAGCCAUACCACGUGCAGGAGUCCGGACGGCCGCGUCUGGCGUCUGCCUCCAAGGACUCGACGGUGCGCGUGUGGGACGUCGUCUCGAGAGUAACUGACCAUGUGCUCACCGGCCACAAGUCGUCGGUUACUUGCGUGCGAUGGGGUGGUACUGGCAAGAUCUAUACUGCAUCCCACGAUAAGACCAUUAAGAUCUGGAAUCCCAAAGACGGCACGCUACUCCAGACCCUGGCGGCGCAUGCCCACCGUGUCAAUCACCUUGCGCUGUCGACAGACUUUGCUCUUCGCACCUCCUACCACGACCACACUGGCAAGGUCCCUGCGACCGAGGCUGAGAAGGUGGCCGCUGCGCGCAAGAAGUUUGAGGAGGCGGCGACGGUGAACAGCACUAUCGUCGAGCGGUUGGUAUCGGCCAGUGACGAUUUCACAAUGUAUCUUUGGGAGCCGUCCACUUCGAGCAAGCCCGUCGCACGGAUGCUGGGCCAUCAAAAAGAGGUGAACCAUGUCACGUUCUCGCCUGACAUGGCCUAUAUCGCCUCAGCCGGAUUCGACAACCAUGUCAAACUAUGGAACGGCCGUGAUGGAAAGUUCAUCACCACCUUCCGCGGCCACGUGGGCGCAGUCUAUCAGUGCUGUUUUUCAGCAGACUCGCGGAUGCUAGUAUCCUCGUCUAAGGACACUACUCUCAAGAUUUGGGACCUGCGCACCGGCAAGCUCAAGAUGGACCUUCCAGGACACAAGGACGAGGUGUUUGCCGUCGACUGGAGUCCCGAUGGACAAAAGAUCGCCAGUGGAGGCAAAGACAAGGCGAUUAAGAUCUGGCGGAACUAG
Molecule: messenger RNA, 1545 nt
Organism: Penicillium egyptiacum
Lineage: Eukaryota; Fungi; Ascomycota; Eurotiomycetes; Eurotiales; Aspergillaceae
Source: the annotation of a GenBank genome assembly